This is a messenger RNA of Brassica rapa (field mustard), 957 nucleotides long. RefSeq names its product putative F-box protein At3g23960. Gene Ontology annotation, molecular function: protein binding. The record is from RefSeq and is a predicted model, not a curated record. NCBI's taxonomy places the organism in Eukaryota, Viridiplantae, Streptophyta, Magnoliopsida, Brassicales, Brassicaceae.
AUGACGUCAAUUCAUCGAAACUCAUUGCCUAUACCUGAUGACCUCGCUGUGGAGAUAUUCUCGAGGCUGCCUUCGAAGGCGAUAGGAAGAUGUCGUUGCACAUGCAAGCUCUUGUCCUCCAUGCUUCGACGUCAAGAUUUCAUAGACUUGUUCUUGACAAAAUCUUUUGCUCGCCCUCAGCUUCUCUUUGCAUGCCAAGAUUACUAUAGUAACUAUAUCUUCUUCUCCUCAUCACCUCAUCCGGAAGAAGAGAACUCGUCGUAUGUUGUAGCCGCCAAUCAUCUUGCAAGUUUCCACAGUUCCUACAAGUUAUUUGGUUGUACGAAUGACUUCUUGUAUUAUGGAGCUAAACCGGUUUGGAAGGGGAGUAUAAAUCCAUUGAUAUAUAACCCCCUCACGGGACAGUCUUUGACCUUUCCACGAUUGAAGUUGAGUAAAAGGUUCGCAGUAGUGGAAAGCUAUCUUGGAUAUGACCCCCUUUCUAAAGAGUUCAAGCUUCAGUACGCGGAUUCCAUGGUAGCUUGUUUUGAUUUGAGGGAUGAGAAGUUCAGCUUUGUGAAUUUCAGUAGAGCAAUGCAUGGUUCAACAGUUCUGGUUAAUUACAAUGGGAAACUGGGUUUGCUUAUGUCUGGAGAUCCUCCUGGUGUUAAUAUUAGUCGAGCAAGUGAAAGUUUUGAGCUGUGGGUUCUACAAGACGCUGAAUGGUCCAAGCAUGUAUAUGUAUUACCUCCUUCGUGGAAGGAUGUAGUUACGGAAACCAUGCGCAUUGCUGGAAUAAUAGUUGGUACAAAUGAAAUCGUCUUGGUACCUGGGCUCCAAAAUGUGCCUUCCUAUGUCCUCUACUUUAAUGUGGAGAGAAAUACAAUAACAAAAGUUAGAAUCCAAGGAAUGGAAACGUUUCAGGGUAAGAGAUUCAACACCUAUCUCAACUAUGUUGAGAAUGUGAAGCUUCUUUAA